AUGUCGACAACUCCCAUUCCGUACUCCAAAGCGGCAGAGCUUGAUCCUAGGAUCAAUACUCCCCGCCCAAAAAUAGAUGCAAGCCUUGUUGCAAUUGUCGAUGCCUUUCCUCUUCCUGAGAAGCUGGAUCUUGGGUUUAUGAGAGGCGUUUCGGGUGGGGGCGAUGAGGCAGCUGCGUUUGUCUGCAAUGCGGACACGGUUCUCCAGAGUGCACCGCAGCUGAAACAUGAACAGCAUUCUAUCCGUGGACCAAGCGGCGACAAUCUCUUGUUAUCGGUGUUUUCUCCUAUCGAGCCCACGAACUCUGCUCUUCCAUGCCUUUAUCAUAUACAUGGGGGUGGGAUGGUGGCCGGCGAUCGCUUCAGCGGCGUCACCCAGCUGAUUGAGCUCCUCAGAGACAUCGAAUGCGUGAUAGUGUCUGUUGAAUACCGUCUCGCCCCGGAGACUCUAGCACCUGGGCCAGCAGAGGAUUGCUAUGCUGGACUUGUCUGGCUAUCUAAGAAUGCCUCCACCUUGGGCAUCAGCGAGUCAGAGAUUGUUGUGUGGGGGGUAUCUGGUGGCGGAUGUCUGGCAGCUGCCACAUGCCUGAUGGCGCGCGAUAGGAAGAUCCCGAAGAUUCCCAUAAAGGGCCAGAUGCUACUCUCUCCGAUGCUGGACGACCGCUGCGAGAGUAUAUCUGACAAGCAGUUUGAAUACAGCAUCCCGUGGUGUGGAAUCACGAACCGCAUGGCGUGGGAAUGUGUGCUGGGAGAGGAGCGCGGCAGUGCCAACAUAACCCCAUAUCAGUCUCCAUCACGAGCAACAGAUCUUUCGAAUCUUCCUCCCACGUACGUGGACGCAGCCGAGUGUGAGGUGUUCCGUGAUCAAGCAGUCAGGUUUGCAACAGACUUGUGGAGAGGCGGCUCAACAUGCGAACUUCAUGUCUGGCCAGGAGCCUUCCAUUUAUUUGAUGGGAUGGACAAUCCAGAUGUCCCGCUUAUCCACAAUGCAUUCUUGGCGAAACAUGCCUGGCUGAGAAGGAUCAUGGGGACACAUUCAACUUGA
This is a messenger RNA of Clonostachys rhizophaga, 1044 nucleotides long. NCBI's taxonomy places the organism in Eukaryota, Fungi, Ascomycota, Sordariomycetes, Hypocreales, Bionectriaceae. The record is from the annotation of a GenBank genome assembly.